Trematomus bernacchii (emerald rockcod) is the source of this 1515-nucleotide messenger RNA. Its product is annotated as tropomyosin-like. The record is from RefSeq and is a predicted model, not a curated record. The coding region runs from base 27 to 1451 and encodes 474 amino acids. The transcript is spliced from 17 exons. NCBI's taxonomy places the organism in Eukaryota, Metazoa, Chordata, Actinopteri, Perciformes, Nototheniidae. Gene Ontology annotation, molecular function: protein binding.
CUCUGUCUGAACAGCGAUAUUUCAGAAUGAGGAGAGCUGCAGUUUUUCUGGCGUUGCUGCUCUGUCUGCUCUGGACGGGGACUCAGGGUGAGGAUGAAGGGGGGACAGGGAAGAAAGAGGGAGAGUUUGAUAUCCAAGGAGCCCACGAUCAGAGCAGCAGUCAGACCCAGAUGAGAACUGACAUCUUGGCUGAGCUGAAGGAGCUCAGAGACAUUGCAAUUGAACACAGGAUCAAGAUCCAGAGGCUGGAGCAAGACAACACAGCCACACAGGUCAGACUGACAGCCAGCGAGAGCAAGAAUGCAGUUCUAGAGACCAAGAUGAGCUCCAGUGAGAAGGAGGUGGAGGAGGUGAAGAGAGAGAACGCAGCCACACAGGUCAGACUGACAGCCAGCGAGAGCAAGAAUGCAGUUCUAGAGACCAAGAUGAGUUCCAGUGAGAAGGAGGUGGAGGAGGUGAAGAGAGAGAACGCAGCUUUAGAGGCUAGAAUGAGCUCCAGUGAAAAGGAGGUGGAGGAGGUGAAGAGAGAGAACGCAGCCACACAGGUCAGACUGACAGCCAGCGAGAGCAAGAAUGCAGUUCUAGAGACCAAGAUGAGCUCCAGUGAGAAGGAGGUGGAGGAGGUGAAGAGAGAGAACGCAGCUCUAGAGGCCAAGAUGAUUCUCAGUGAAAAGGAGGUGCAGGAGCUGAAGAUAGACACUGCAGUUUCAGAGGCCAGGUUGAACUUCAGUGAGAAGCAGGUGCAGGAGCUCCAGAGAGUGAACGCAGCUUUAGAGGCUAGAAUGAGCUCCAGUGAAAAGGAGGUGGAGGAGGUAAAGAGAGAGAACGCAGAUCUUCUGGCUCGAGUCACAGCAAGUGAGAAGAAGAGCACAGCUUUUGAGGCCAGGAUGAGCUCCAGUGAAAAGGAGGUGGAGGAGCUCCAGAGAGAGAACGCAGAUCUUCUGGCUCGAGUCACAGCAAGUGAGAAGAAGAGCACAGCUUUAGAGGCCAGGAUGAGCUCCAGUGAAAAGGAGGUGGAGGAGCUCCAGAGAGAGAACGCAGACCGUCCUCAGGUGGCGUUCUCAGCCGGUCUCACUGAUGCAGGAGGAGUCGGACCCUUCACCACUGAUAUCACACUGAAGUACAGUAAAGUCUUCACCAAUAUCGGCCAGGCCUACAGCCCAACGACAGGUAUCUUCAGAGCCCCCGUCAGAGGAGUCUACUACUUCAGAUUCAACGAGUGGGAGCACCGUUCAGCUUGGACCGCUGUUAAACUCUUUCACAACGACAAGAUGAAGAUGGGGAUUUAUGAUUACCAUGAUGGCGGUGGCUAUAUCUCUACGUCUAACUCAAUACUUCUUCAGCUGGAGGAGGGAGAUGUUGUCUACAUCGUUCUGCCCACCAGCUUCAGCGUUUAUGAUGAUUCGAAUAAUCGCAUCAUUUUCAGUGGAUUUCUACUCUUUCCUCAGUGAAGCCCACUGUAAAACACCCACUGCAUUAAGUUUCAACAUUACAUAUUAAUAAAUAAGUGUGUUG